Molecule: messenger RNA, 899 nt
Organism: Fopius arisanus
Lineage: Eukaryota; Metazoa; Arthropoda; Insecta; Hymenoptera; Braconidae
Exons: 2
Coding region: 16-648 (210 amino acids)
Source: RefSeq, a predicted model, not a curated record
GAAUAAUCUCCAGUGAUGCAGCCAUCGAUGACAUUUACACCAAGAGUGAUCCAUCCUUUCCCCCAGGUUGGACAGACUCUGGUGCCGAUUUCCUGCUGCUCCAGAAGAUUCAGGAGAAUUCUCCCAAAACUUGACCCAAAUGUUCCCCGAAAUCCUGAUCUCCCGACGCCAGAACCAAGUGCUGUGCAGACUCCUUACAUCGUCAUCAUCCCCAGGGUGGACAAUCCCAAACCGUCAAUACCAAAUAAUCUGAAACUACCUGGGGUGUGCAAGAGGAAGCCGGUACUCAGGAUAACUAUCAAUAAAAUGUACAAUGGCGAGGAGACAGAAAUUCCGGAGAGAAAUGGAGUAAGAGAUCUCCAGGAGGCAGUAGACGUCGAGCCACGUGCUGAACAAGUGGAAAUUAGAAACUAUAAAUUGAAUAGAUCUGUUGUGUUCUCUUUAGACCCCACCACCGGUGAAAUCCUCGUCACCAAAAGAGCUAUUCAGGAUUCAGAGGAUUAUUCAGAGGAUCGUAUACAUAGGAUUCGAGAUGUUGAAUCUCUGAAAAAUACAGAGGAAUUGAUAAACACGUGUACAGACACUGGUGGAGAGUGUCAUGUACUUAAUCAAGAUCUAGACGUUCGUGACAUAAAAAGAGAACUUUAAACACAUAAAAAUAAACUUCAGGGAAAUUUUUGUAAAAAAUAGUGAGGGAUUGAAUGGAUAAAUGAGAGAAAAUGAUUUCGUUAACAAUUGACUAUUUGUUAGAAUAUUCGUUUGGAGGUGUUAUUUGUUUCAAGUUUUUAUAUUGUUAUCCAUCAUAGUUAAUCAAAAAAGAAAAAUGUUGGAAUAGUUCAGUUAUCCAUUGGUUGUAUGAGAGAGACAUUUUUCGUCGAAUAAAUAAAUAAGAUAGAUAA